UUUACCAUUUUUAAUAAAAACUUUUCUUCAUUCGAAAUUUCAGUGCAUGAUAGAGUUCAAAAUAUAAUUCUUAAAGCAUGAAUAACCUUUGUUUGAUUGUUAUUGAUGGCUGGGGUCUUUCAGAGGAGAAGAAAGGUAACGCCAUUUUCAACGCGCACACCCCUAUCAUGGACGACUUGUCGAAAGAUUCAAGCAAUUAUCUAACCCUAGACGCUUCGGGUUUGUCAGUUGGCUUGCCAGAAGGACUGAUGGGAAACAGUGAAGUGGGCCAUAUGAAUAUCGGCGCUGGACGUGUUAUGGAACAAGAUAUCUUACGAAUUAACAAAGAAGUUGAAAAUAAGGAAAUAAGUAAAAAUCCUAACUUCAUCGAAUGCGCCAACAAUGCCAAAUCUAAGAAUGGUAGACUUCAUUUUUUGGGACUGGUUAGCGACGGCGGAGUUCAUGCGCACAUCGACCACCUCUUUGCUCUGUUGGAAGCAGCUAAAGAACACGAAGUAGCAAAAACAUUCAUCCAUUUCUUUUCCGAUGGUCGGGACACCAGUCCGACUUGCGCUUUUAAGUACGUUCAGCAGACUCUCGAUAAAUGUAAAGAGUUAAAUCAUGGCUGUUUGGCGACAAUAACCGGCAGGUAUUACGCAAUGGAUCGAGACAAAAAUCAUGAAAGAAUUAAACUGGCGUAUGAAGGUAUGGUACAAGGAAAAGGUGAAAAAACGAACGCCGAAGAAGUGGUGAGCUUCAUAAAAACGAAAUACGAAGAUAAAAGUGACCCACAAUCUGAUGAAGACCUGAAACCUAUUAUUGUGAACCAAGAAGGGCUUAUUCAAGAUGAUGACACCCUACUUUUCAUCAAUUAUAGAGCUGACAGAAUGAGGCAGAUAACGGAAGCAUUCGGCAUGAAACCUGAAUUUGAAACUGGUACAAUCCCGAAGAACUUGAUGGUAUGCACAAUGACACAGUACAAAAAAGAUUAUCCGUUUAUAAUGCUAUUUCCACCCCGAGUUCCAAAAAAUGUUCUGUCUGAGUGGAUUUCUAAGAAAGGAUGUUUGCAGUUUCACUGUGCUGAGACGGAAAAAUAUGCUCAUGUCACGUUCUUUUUUAACGGUGGACAAGAGGCAGCGUUCGAGAACGAAACGAGAAAAAUGGUCCCUUCACCAAAAGUUGCCACGUACGAUCUUCAACCAGAAAUGAGUUGUAUGAAAGUAGCGGACGAAAUGGUGAAAGCAAUCAAAUCGGGAAGGUACCACUUCGUUCUGUGCAACCUGGCGCCGCCCGAUAUGGUGGGACAUACUGGUAAAUACGAACCUGCUCUACGAGCAGUUGAAGCAACCGACAGGGCAAUAGGGCGUAUUGUUGAUGCUUGUGUUGAAAUGGAAUACGAGUUAGUCAUUACUGCAGAUCAUGGUAAUGCUGAGAAAAUGUUAGACGAAAAUGGUGAACCAUGCAAAACGCACACAACGAAUCGAGUACCAUUUAUAGUGAGAAGUUCUCGAAAAUUGAAAACACCAGACCAUAAUGCUGCUCUUUGUGAUGUCGCGCCAACAAUUCUAGAUUUAAUGGGUUUAGAUAAACCUCCUGAAAUGACUGGUCGAAGCCUCCUUGCUUAA
Molecule: messenger RNA, 1604 nt
Organism: Parasteatoda tepidariorum (common house spider)
Lineage: Eukaryota; Metazoa; Arthropoda; Arachnida; Araneae; Theridiidae
Product: 2,3-bisphosphoglycerate-independent phosphoglycerate mutase
Biological process (GO): glucose catabolic process
Cellular component (GO): cytoplasm
Molecular function (GO): manganese ion binding
Source: RefSeq, a predicted model, not a curated record